CUUCAUAAAACCAGUACCCCAACAAGAUAUGUCAAGGGAGAGCAAAAAAAGAAAAAAGAAAAAGAAAAACCACCGCACCUCCCGGCAACACCGCAUCGAACGCUUCUCCGGGAGCGUGUAGCUCACUCGCUGCUGUGGCGGCCAGUAUCAGGGAGAUCAACGCUCUAAAAUCUAGGCGUCUACUGGAAUUUGCGUCUAAGUUUCAGCUCACAUUCCUCAUUUUAUCUUCUUUUCUUCUGUACUUUCCAGUGGCGUACUAAUACUGGCUCGAAAAAAUGGAGGCGAGGAGAAAUGACAGUCCGGUAUAUACGCGCCAUUGGAGAACCGAAUCCGAAGUGCUAAAUCCUCCGGGAGCUGCAGCAUCUGCCGCGCGUCCACACCAUGUUCGCUCUUCCUCCGUCUCCGGCAUGUCCAGCAUUAAGCGCACUCAGAAUGUCGCAGCCAAAGCCGCUGCUCAACGGCUUGCUCAAGUGAUGGCCUCCCAAGCUGCCACCGGGAAUGACGAUGAUGAGCAAGAAGACAGUGAUGAUCUCGGCUUCCGAUUCGCUCCUCAGCCUCUAUCCAGAACUGCCUCCGGUCCUCCCCCCAACAAUAGAAUGAAUGGUGGUGCUGCCAAGGCAUCUGCUUCUUCUAGUAGGAUCAGUGCCAGAUCUUCUUCUCCGUUGCUAGCUAGGAAAGUGGUGGAAGAAGCUCCAUCUCUUCAGUCAAUGUCAGCUGGGAGACCUUUAAUGUCAACUCGUCCAGCACCAGCAGGACCAACUAGCCGGCCAUCUUCAAUGCCCAUACCACCAAUCGAUGCUCCUAUCAACAAGCCACAAGAGAAAAGAUUCUCACCAAAUAUGGGACAAGUAAAUUUAAACGAUACGAGAGAUCAGCAUGGCACAUCUACACUCCAUGAUGAAUUUGAUAUGCUACAAGAAGAAAAUGAGAAUCUUCGUGAAAAGCUUAGGAUUGCUGAGGAGAAUUUUAGACAAGCAGAAGCUAGAGUUAUGGAGUUCGAGAAGCAGGUUGCUGCUGUGGGAAAAGGAGUGUCGUUAGAAGCCAAGCUAUUGAACAGAAAAGAAGCUUCUCUACGCCAAAGGGAGGCUGCACUAAAAGAAGCAAAGUCAAAAGAGGGGGUGGAUGCAGAGCUUGCAACCCUCCGUUCUGGUGUAAUGAAUGCCAAAAGAGAAGCAGAUUCUGUUAAUGAUAAACUUCAAGGGACUCAAUCUGAAGUUAAAUCACUGCGGUCUAUGACACAAAGAAUGGUUCUAACCCAGAAUGAAAUGGAAGAAGUUGUUCUCAAAAGAUGCUGGCUGGCUCGCUAUUGGGGUUUAGCUGCUCAGUAUGGUAUCUGUGUGGAUAUUGCUGUCACAAAGCAUGAAUAUUGGUCAUCUUUCGCCCCUCUUCCUUUUGAAAUAGUCCUCUCUGCUGGGCAAAAAGCUAAGGAAGAAUACUCGCAAACAGGAGAUGACAAUCCAGAAAGGGGCAAGCAUGUUCAAGAUUUGAGUGAUCUGACUGGUGAAAGCAACAUUGAGACUAUGCUUUUAGUUGAGAUGGGAUUGAAAGAACUUACUACAUUGAAGGUUGAAGACGCAAUUGUAGUUGCACUGGCUCAACAACGGCACAUAAACUCUUCUAGAUUGUCAAUCUCAGAUCUCAAGUCACCUGCCGGUGAUCGCAAGUAUAUGGAAGCAGUUGAAUUGAGCCCCGAGGAGUCUGAGGAUGUGCUUUUCAAGGAGGCAUGGCUAACUUAUUUUUGGAGGAGAGCCAAGGCCCAAGGCAUAGAGGAGGAAAUUGCCAACAAGCGGCUUCAGUUUUGGAUAGGCCGUAGUUCGCAGUCACCAACUUCAUAUGAUGCUGUUGAUGUUGAGCAAGGCCUAAUGGAGCUUAGGAAGUUGGGCAUUGAGCGACGACUAUGGGAGGCAUCUCGUAAAGAAACUGAGCAUCACGACUCUUCUCUUACUGGAAAUUAAUAUACCCCAUCAGACAAUGAAAGAGUUCCCAGGAAUCAGCUUGUCCGCAAAUUAUUGUAUGUAUAUAGUUAUUCACUUCUUUUCCUUCCCACAUCAUUUCAUCGCCAAACAAAUGUUGUUUUUGUAUGUUAAUAUAAACUCAUUAUUACUACGUUUCUCAGUCUCUAUUUAGAAUUCCUCAGAAAGAUACAAGGGUGUAGUGAAAUCUUCAUCUGAUCUAUUGAGUUAUUUGAAGAUUUACAAGUAAUAUGUCCAUGUUUUUGGUGGAGCGUUG
Molecule: messenger RNA, 2229 nt
Organism: Cuscuta europaea
Lineage: Eukaryota; Viridiplantae; Streptophyta; Magnoliopsida; Solanales; Convolvulaceae
Source: the annotation of a GenBank genome assembly